AAUAGUCGAGCAUCGUCGUCCGUUAAUAAUGCAGUUUUAGUGCAACAAUAAUUUAUUUCAAUUCGAUUUUUUUUACAUUACUUUGUUCGAAUUUAGUUUUGUGAAUAAGUGGAGCCAUGGCUUUACAGAAUGGACAUUCAAAAAAACAGCUGGAUGUGGUUGUCGUUGGCGGGGGAUUGGUGGGAUCUCUAGAAGCUUUAUAUUUAGCAAAAAGAGGACAUCGAAUUCGCCUAUAUGAGUUUCGUGAAGAUAUCAGAUACACUCCUCAAGCGAGAGGAAGGUCAAUAAACUUGGCGUUAUCAGUGCGCGGGAGGCGAGCGCUGAAGGAUGUGGGCGUCGAGACACACAUGAUCGAGGAACAUGGGAUCCCUAUGAAAGCAAGGAGGAUUCACCGAAUGGACGGGUCUACUUACGCUAUACCAUACGAUGCUAGGACCAAGCAGUGCAUUUACUCCGUUGGCAGAAACUACUUAAAUGCGAGGCUUUUGCAAGGUAAUUUAACUUUUACAUAACAUACAUUCAGUAAC
Trichoplusia ni (cabbage looper) is the source of this 527-nucleotide messenger RNA. RefSeq names its product kynurenine 3-monooxygenase-like. Gene Ontology annotation, cellular component: mitochondrial outer membrane. The record is from RefSeq and is a predicted model, not a curated record. Gene Ontology annotation, biological process: NAD+ metabolic process. Bases 117 to 512 code for a protein of 131 amino acids. Gene Ontology annotation, molecular function: NAD(P)H oxidase H2O2-forming activity; kynurenine 3-monooxygenase activity; FAD binding. The transcript is spliced from 4 exons. NCBI's taxonomy places the organism in Eukaryota, Metazoa, Arthropoda, Insecta, Lepidoptera, Noctuidae.